AUGGGAGGUAAUAUAAAUGAAGCGUGGCAAUUAUCUCAUUGGAGCGGAAAGGGCGGGAGCUGGAAUUUCAAGAUUGCUUCCGGAGAAACUUGUAAGUUAAACCAAGCAACAAAGUAUUGUUAUCCGGAAUUAAGCAAAAAGGGUAUGUCAAGAUGGGAGGGGCUGAGCCAAUGGUUGAGCGAUACCUUAUUAGAUAAUGGCUCUUCUGACUGGGGAGGAAGCUUUAAACCUGAGGUGAAUACCAAACUGCAAGAUUACAGCAAACAAGUAAUGUCCUGGGGAGACGUAAUCCACAGAGUAAUGGACGAGAUCCGGAAGGAUAUAGUAACAAAUCCCAGAGCCUCCACCGAGACGAAAUUCUGGACUCCAGCCGAAUGGUAUAACGUAUUGGGGGAUCACGAAGGAGAGGGCUUGCUGUGGGAUAAAGAAAGUAGAACAAGGCAAGUUCUUAUAGUAAUAGUUUGUAUAAUAACAGGAUUAACAGAAGCCACACAGGAGUUAAACAAAAGAUAUGAAGGCAGAGGAAAACUAUGUGCUAAGGUUGAUUCAGGAUUGACCGUUAACGAGUACGAGUGGGAACAAUGGGAAAAAGGGAAAGGCCAGAUGAGUGGCAAGUCUACGAAUGAAUGUAAUAGUGGCAAGGAACAUAAAAAAUGUCCAGACGCGAGUCUGGGUUUAAUACUGACAGUCUAUGAGGCUCUGACCAGGGUUUGUCCAAAGUGUGGUCCUUAUAGAAUAACCAGAUGGAUUAAGUCCUCAGGCAGAGGGGAAGAGACUAGAGGCACGCUAUAUUGUCGAAUCCAGGGCAACGUUUUGAAUUGUGAGAAGAAUAAAGGAACCGAAGAAUCCGUAUCAGCAUUAUGGUUCGAGAGGGAUGAGAUCGCAGCCCCUACGAAGGACGCAAGAGAGACUAAACAGAAUGAAGCAACCAGUCCAGGAGUAUCCCCCGACGCCAUAGACCAGCAGGGGCAGGGAGGAGAUGACCUAACGAGUACUAAAUUGAAGGAAUCGGAUGCAGUAGUUGUGGAUCAGAAUCCGGAGCCUAUCUCUACCAGCCAUAGAACACCACGCCCCGGAGCGAAACAGCAGGAUGGGAGCCGCCACCAGAGAAACAAUGGGGCAACUACCUCGGAAGGGGGCACAGCCAGGGGGGGGCUGGAUGGGUUGAGUAAAGGACCUGGGGAUCCAUCCAGCCCAGUCCCUACCGGUCGUAUUAAUGGAGAAGACUUUGGAGAACAGGAGCCUUCACAGUUGUCUAAUGAGGACAGUAGUCCUACCGAGAAAGAUUUUGGGGGGAUAUCUCAGGAGGCCCUACCAGGCGAGGGAGGCGGCCAAGGAAUGAGCAGUAUUAUGGGUGGGAUAUUGAGCGUUUUGAUACUUGGCAUAGGAGCCGGAUAUGGCCUAUGUCGGAUUUGGGGCAGGAGGAAGCGGCACAGGCCGCCUGGGGGGGGGCAGGAUGACAGCACUGGACAGCGUGAGUUAUGA
Messenger RNA from Plasmodium inui San Antonio 1, 1485 nucleotides. RefSeq lists its product as hypothetical. The transcript has a single exon. Lineage: Eukaryota; Apicomplexa; Aconoidasida; Haemosporida; Plasmodiidae. The coding region runs from base 1 to 1485 and encodes 494 amino acids. The record is from RefSeq and is a predicted model, not a curated record.